Molecule: messenger RNA, 2556 nt
Organism: Hemibagrus wyckioides
Lineage: Eukaryota; Metazoa; Chordata; Actinopteri; Siluriformes; Bagridae
Product: interleukin-4 receptor subunit alpha
Exons: 9
Coding region: 112-1239 (375 amino acids)
Biological process (GO): cytokine-mediated signaling pathway; immunoglobulin mediated immune response
Cellular component (GO): external side of plasma membrane
Molecular function (GO): cytokine receptor activity; protein binding
Source: RefSeq, a predicted model, not a curated record
AGAAAGAGAGAGAGUGUGUGUGUGUGUGUGUGUGCGCAUGUGUAUAUAUGAUGUUCUCAUUCUCUGUUGCUCAACAUACAGCAUCAUCGUGAACAGCUCCAGAAAACGAAGAUGAGAUUCAGUCUUUUCUCCCAGUUGGUCGUCUGGUUUUCCCAGACGUGGGGAAUUCUGAUGUGUCUGAAUAUCGAAUCCGCUCAUAUCCACAGUUGCCAGUGUUUGAACGAUUACCUCUUCACCAUCAGGUGCGAGUUGAACAUGACCUCUGAGACACGACCCCAUGAUGCCCUCUACUGGCUGGAAUUCUAUGAUGAAAGGGAGCCGUUCGUGUGUGUGUUAACGUCGCAGACAGACCCAUGGGUGUGUGUGAUGAACCUGUCUACACGGGUUGAAGGAACCUUCACGGACACGAACCUCUUCCAGAUCUCAUUUAACUACAGUUUACACGGCAAUAACAAUUCGUUUGUGCUGAAAAACUUCUACAAGCCAGUAGACUUCAUUCAGCCAGUUCCACCGUCAAACCUGACGUUGCUAUGGAAACCAGAUGAGGCUGUUUUCCACUGGCUCAGUGGCUAUGAUGAAAGCAUAAUGCUGGUCUCGAAGCUCCGGUACCAGCUCAGCAUACAGAGGAAAGGCGGGGUGUUUGAAGUCGAAUCCUUUGAAACCAACAUGUCGGUGCCGGUAUCCACCUUUGCGGCUUACACUGACUACACAGCCCACGUGCGCUCAGUGCCUCAUCAGAUCCAUUACCGUGGCGUUUGGAGUCACUGGGGUCCUGCCAUCAGCUGGACGACUGGACCCAUUAACGAAACUGUGUCUUCCGCUACAGUCUGGAUGGCUCUGUUCGUACUGCCGGUGAUAUUGCUCUUCUACUUUUCAUACACCAGAUGCAAAAGGUGUGUACUGAACCCAAGUCCUGCUCCUCAUAUUGGAGAUUUCAAACAGUGUUCAAUCAUGUUGCCAGAGAAAGUGGGCGACCUGCUCCAAAGGGAAGAGUCUCUACAGAUUGACAACUUGAUUGAAGAGCCGAAUCCCGCCCAGUUAGAAAAGACAAACGACGUCAAUGACGGCUCAAACCACGCCUCCUUCACCGGAUCACCCAGAUCUCCCAGCAUGCUUCAGUCUUCCGUUGAUUCAAAGGUCAGCAUGGGUAGCUGGACGCAGACUUGGAUGUCAGCAGAGAAGGGGAGUGUGACGUACAGCGAUGAGUACUGCACGCUCUCAUACCCCAUAAGUGAAUGAUAUGGUGUUAACACACACAAGAGCAAGAACGGGACACGCGACCAUCAUGAACGACUCACAGGUUAACAUCUAACAUAUAUUUACUAGACAGAAGGAAGGUUUCCUGUUUCCUGGAAAGCAUCACAUUACAUCAUCACCAUAUAUCAUCACUUUCCAUCCGAGAUUCUUGCUGCUCACAGAAAGGCAGAAAAUCUCAACUCACUGUUGUGAUGUCAUACUGUAACGAGGCACAUGGAGAGGUUGAAAAUGUUGGACACGCUCUCAGUGACUCAGAUGCUUCGCCCACAUAUCAAAGAAUCAUUUCUUUUGAAGCACUUUUAUGGCCACAAGCUCCAGAAUCUUGUAAGAGGAAUUUUCACCACUGCCAUAGGAAACAAAACUGAGCUUAGAAAAUAAAUAAAGCUCCCAAAGGAAUUUUUAAGGAAUUCCAAACAAUCCCAUCCAUUCCCAAGGAAUUCUCCACAAUCCCACCCAUUUCUGAGAAACUUUUGUACCAUACUCUCAAAGAAAUUCCGAACUAUCCUGCCUACUUCUGAAGAAAUUCAGAAUCCAGUCCACUGCCAAAGCAAUGCUGUCCAAGCCCACUCACUCCGGAAGGAACUUUGAAUAAAUCCACUUGUUCUCAUAGACGUUUGGAACAAGCCCACCCACUCCUGAAGGAAAUGUGAAAUGAAUUCUGGACAAUCACUUGGGCUCUCUGGGUAUUCUGAACAAUCCCACCCACUCCCAAAGAAAUUCUGAAUAACCCUGUGCACUUCCAAAUGAAUUCUGGACUAUCCAGUCCACACUUAAAGGAAUUCUGACCAAUCCCACCCACUCUCAAAGGAAUUCUGAACAAUCCCACCCACUUUAAGAAAUUCUGAACAAUCCCACUCCUCUAAAGAAAUUCUGAAUAACCCCGAGCACUUCCAGUGGAAUUCUGGACUAUCCAACCUACUCCCAAAGGAAUUCUGAACAAUCCCACUUACUCCAAAGAAAAUCAGAAUAAUCAUGUGCACUUCCAAAAGAAUUCGGUACUAUCCAACCCACUCCGAAAGGAUUUUUGACCGAUCCCACCUACUCCCAGAGGAAUUCUGAAUAAUCCAACCCACUCCCAAAGGGCUUCUAAACAAUCCAACCCACUCCCAAAGGAAUUCUGAAUAACCCCUUGCACUUCUAAAAGAAUUCUGGACGAUCCAACCCACUCCCAAAGGAAUUCUGAACAAUCCAAAUCACUCCCAAAGAAAUUCUGACCAAUCCCACCUACUCCCAAAGGAAUUCUGAAUAAUCCAACCCACUCCAAAAGGAAUUACCCAUAUCAAUAAAAUCAUCACAUCA